AAAACCUUUAUAACAGUAACUAACACGAAAUGUCUCAUGAUUCAUCCGAGGAAGAUUUAUCCGAAACUGAAGCACCCAUACAGUCGAAGAUUUUGCCUGUUAAUAAUGUGAAUGGUCUAAAAGGAAAAUUGGAAGAAAUCAAGUUAAACUUAGAUUGGUCUGAAAAGCUGAGCAUUUCUAUUCAUAAUGCAAGUGAAGAACCAAAAGAUGAAAAAGAAAACAAUGCAACUGAAGCUGAGAGUGAUUUCAAAAGAGAAAUGUCUUUCUACAAUCAAGCUUCAGUUGCAGCAUCAAAAGCUCUAAUAAGAUUAAAAGGACUGGGAAUUCCUACAAAAAGGCCUAAUGAUUAUUUGGCAGAAAUGGCCAAGAGCGAUGCGCACAUGGUUAAGGUACGAGAAAAAUUGCUGAGUAAACAAGCUGCCAUAGAAAGGACUGACAAAAUUAGAGAGAUACGUGAACAGAAGAAGCUUGGGAAAAAGGUUCAAAUUGAAGUGAUGGAACAAAAGAAAAUGGAGAAGAAAAAAAUGAUAAAUGCACUCAAGAAAGCAAAAAAAGGAAAAAUGUCAGCGGAAAAUUUGUUAAAUGAGGAUAAAAGAGGAAUUGGAAAGAAAAGAAGAGGUAAAAAAUUUCGAGAAUUCAAAAAUGACAAAUAUGGAUAUGGAGGCAAGAAAAAAUAUUCCAAGUGGAAUACUUCUGAAAGCAGUUCCCACUUUCCUGGAGAAGAGAAAGAGAGGGAAAAAAAGAAAUUGAACAUUGAUAAGCGACAUAAGUUUAAGCCUCGUGGCAAGAAAAGACCGAGAAAAAGAUGAGCUUUGGAGAACAUAUUCGUUGUUUGGAAUUUUUGUAAUAAAUUUGACUUUUUUAAAAGAAAUAA
Uloborus diversus is the source of this 874-nucleotide messenger RNA. Its product is annotated as probable rRNA-processing protein EBP2. Gene Ontology annotation, cellular component: nucleolus; preribosome, large subunit precursor; nuclear periphery. Lineage: Eukaryota; Metazoa; Arthropoda; Arachnida; Araneae; Uloboridae. The record is from RefSeq and is a predicted model, not a curated record. Gene Ontology annotation, biological process: rRNA processing; ribosomal large subunit biogenesis.